Molecule: messenger RNA, 925 nt
Organism: Chara braunii
Lineage: Eukaryota; Viridiplantae; Streptophyta; Charophyceae; Charales; Characeae
Source: the annotation of a GenBank genome assembly
GGGCUCGAAAACAACCGUCAUGGGCCAGAUGUCCGGGGAAACGGACGAGGCCUAUCAGGCCUGGAUGCUGCUUCUGAUUACCGAAGCCAAGCAACGGUCGGAUGUAGUAGCAGCCGCAACAAAGAAGAAGGCAGACGACACCGAGAAGGCAUGUCCGUUGGCAAUUGAACAGCAGCGCCAACAAGACGAGGCGGCAGCAAAGGCUGCUGAUGAAGAACGACUUCAACGACGCGAGAAUAUAUUCAACGGAGAGCGAGCUUUGCUCACAAUGGCAGCGGACUGGCGGGCUGAGGUUGAGAAUGGGAAGUUGGAAGAGAGUGGAAACAAGAUCGCUUUACUCCUCUUCCAUCUCACGGACCUCCGGGCCACGUGCAUUGCACACCAGGAGGACAUUGAUAACCUCAAUGACGUGGUUCAGACACACAAUCAGGUGUUUGACCAACUCACCGGCCACCUCCAGCAGCUGGAACAAACCGUCGCUGCCCCUGUUGCCAGCUCUUCCAACACCUCCGAUCGCCUCAAGGCAUUGGACAUUGACGUCGGAUCCCUCAAGGACGGCGUGCAGUUACAGCAAACUGCAACGCAACAGUUGGAGCAGCGGAUCUGUACUCCCGCCAACCACUCGAGCUCGGAACUGCGCGAGACAACUCCAAAGUUCAAUGGGCACGAGAUCUUAUGCGACUCGACGAAGACAGACCCGAUUCCAUGGUUCCGCAAGUUCGAGCUCAAGUUGCAGCUACACUACGUCAGCGAGCACAAGCAUCACGCGCAAUUAUACUCUCGCUCGGGGGCGCGUGUCAAGCAUGGCUGGACAAUCUCAUGUCCACGUAUGGAGUGGUUGCUGCGGACUUGCAUACCAAGAUCAGCUGGGAGGAUCUAAAGGCUGCGAGGCAUAAGCGGUUCCUCGUAGAGCCGCCGGAGAUCA